UAAUGACCAACAUGAGCAAAAUGAAACACAUGCUCAACACGGUGUACGUCAUCCUUGACCUCAUGAUCGCCUCAAGACCCAUCCGUAUCUUCCACAUGCUCUUCCCAGUGAUGCUCGGCUCCAUCUACGCCAUCUUCAACGCCACCUACUUCCUGAACGACGGCACCAUCCUGGACGGACGGCACUAUGCUUACAACGUGCUGAACUGGAAUGUGCCAGCCGAGGCCAUUGUCACGUGCAUCCUUUGCAUAGCACAGACCAUCUUCAGCCAGAUCGUCCUCUACCACUUGGCCGCGGCGCGCGUUUGGCUGCACUCGAGGUUCUACGAGCCGCACGAGCAGCUGCCCGAACACGACUCGGAGAUGCAGAGCAUCAUGAGCGCAGACUCCACCACGUAUCUUGCCACCGAUUCUCAACUGGACGGCAGUAGCAGCACGGCCGGGGCCGUAACAGCGAGCAACAAUAUCCACUGAUGACCAGAAGCAAUGGCGGGGAAAAAAGAGAGCGAGCGAUGGGCCUCGCAAGGGGGGGGGGGCGGGUUUGUGUUUUGGUUUGGUUAAGUGAGACUCUUUGGGCAGCAUUAGGAAAAGGGUGGAAGAUUCUUUUUUUUUUUUUUUUUAUUUUUUUUUUUGUGAAGAGUUUGAUGCCGGGUGGGCGAUGGGUGGGUGGUGCUUGUCGUGGGUGCGAGGGUUUCGUGCUUUUGCAGUAUUUGGAGUCAGGCAUGACGUGAUGUCCGUGAGGGUGGCAACUCCCAAAGGCGUGGUCAUUUUGGAGUUUGGUAUGAAAGUGGAGGCAGUGAAAUAUAGGUAGGUAGGUUACUAUGAGACUGUGUAUGUGUGGGCUGGGUGGAUGUUUCUUUGCUAAAUUCCAAGUGAUACUAGUAGACGGUAGGUACUGUCUAACGAGGACACAUUAACCUUUGGA
Octopus sinensis (East Asian common octopus) is the source of this 924-nucleotide messenger RNA. Its product is annotated as protein rolling stone-like. Gene Ontology annotation, cellular component: membrane. The coding region runs from base 3 to 473 and encodes 156 amino acids. The transcript has a single exon. The record is from RefSeq and is a predicted model, not a curated record. Lineage: Eukaryota; Metazoa; Mollusca; Cephalopoda; Octopoda; Octopodidae.